CGAAAGAUCCGUCUACUUUUAUUUUGAAACUCCAUAAGGCUCUUUCUAAAUAUGUUCCAGGAGCUCUUAUUUUCUUGGAUCAUACCAAGCUUCAAACUACAGAUCAGGAAGCAACAUCUUUAGACUCAUCACUUAAGAACUCGAGAAAAUAACUGAAUGUUGCCGAACCACACCCGGUCUUGUUGUUCUCACUGUCUUGUAUCCCAUCCAUCCAAGAUUGCAUCGCCAUGCGUUUGGAAAGGCUUUUCAUGAUUUUCUAGAUAGAAUCUCGAUAAAGGAAAUCUCCCGAUGGGAAGACAAGAUCAUGACUUGGGUGGAAGCAAUUACUAAAUCUUCGCAAUAUCCAACAGAUUUCGUUCCCACAAACGAGAAUCAGUAUGAUUGUAUCAAGAGUGUAGUUGAACGUGUUAUUUGUGCGCUAUACAAGACAAGACCCGAACUCUCGACUACUUUCUAUACACUGAGUGUAAAAUCUGGGGUGCAAGACGUGAUCCAACUAUUGAAACAAUCAAAAUAUCCUCUCGUUAUAGGGAUUUGGGGGAAAGCAGGGAUUGGUAAAACAAGCAUUGCCACGACCAUUUAUGAUCUCAUUGGUCCUUAUUUUGAGGGAAAAUGCAUGUUCACUAAUGUCAGUGGAGUUUGGGGACGAAGUAAUGGUCCAGUUUCUUUACAAAAAGAACUUCUUUUUUAUGUCAACAAAACCACUGCACUCGAAAAUGUGACUUUAAAAGAAAACCUUCGACAUAAAAGGGUACUUCUUAUACUUGAAGAUGUUGAUAAAUUGGAGCAGCUAAAUGCUUUGUGUGGAAGUCGUAACUGGUUUGGUGCAGGUAGCAAAAUAAUCAUCACAACAAGAGAUAGACGUCUACUCAAAGAGUAUCGAGUUGACCAUAUAUAUAGAGUGAAAGAAUUGGACAAAAGUGAAUCGCUUGAGGUUUUCAAGUGGGGUGCAUUAGGAAAAGAAACAACUUCUCCAGAAAAUUUCGACGAACUUUCCAGAGAGGUAGUUGCUUAUUCUGGGGGAUGGCCUCUUGCUCUUAUAGCCCUAGGGAGGCUUAUGCAUGGAAAGGAAGCCCUUCAGUGGAAAGGUGUGUUAUGGAGUCUCAAAAAUUUGUCCAUUCCAGCUCCACGACUACUGAGUACCUUAGAAAAGAGUUUUAAUGAGUUGAGUGAUAACGAGAAACAAACAUUCCUUGAUAUAGCAAGUUUCUUUAUUGGGAAGAACCAAAAUGAUGUACUCCAAAUAUUAAAUAGGUCAAUACAAAACGCGGCUCUUCAAAUAAGCCUUCUUGAAGACAAGAGCCUUGUAACCAUCGUUGAGAAUAACAAGCUUGAAAUGCAUAUUCUCCUACAAGCCAUGGCAAGAGAUAUCGUUAAAAGAGAAUCAAGCAACAGGACUAAUCAGCCAAAGAUGUAUGACGUGUUCUUGAGCUUCAGAGGGGAAGACAGUCGUGCAAAGUUCAUGUCACAUCUUUCAAAAUGCAGGAAUUUAUGCUUUUAGAGACGAUGAUGAGAUUGAACGAGGAGAUCAGAUCUCAAUAUCACUUUUGCGAGCAAUUCAACAGUCUAGAAUUUCUAUCGUUGUUUUGACUACAAACUAUGCUAAUUCAAGAUGGUGCAUGCUAGAGUUGGAAAGGAUCAUGGAAAUU
Messenger RNA from Vicia villosa (hairy vetch), 1649 nucleotides. RefSeq names its product disease resistance protein Roq1-like. The record is from RefSeq and is a predicted model, not a curated record. Gene Ontology annotation, molecular function: ADP binding. The coding region runs from base 305 to 1501 and encodes 398 amino acids. The transcript has 4 exons. Gene Ontology annotation, biological process: signal transduction; defense response. NCBI's taxonomy places the organism in Eukaryota, Viridiplantae, Streptophyta, Magnoliopsida, Fabales, Fabaceae.